Molecule: messenger RNA, 868 nt
Organism: Megalops cyprinoides (Indo-Pacific tarpon)
Lineage: Eukaryota; Metazoa; Chordata; Actinopteri; Elopiformes; Megalopidae
Product: high choriolytic enzyme 2-like
Exons: 8
Coding region: 8-868 (286 amino acids)
Biological process (GO): proteolysis
Molecular function (GO): zinc ion binding; metalloendopeptidase activity
Source: RefSeq, a predicted model, not a curated record
CUGUGCAAUGGACCACGUAGCGAUCCCCCUUCUCCUGGGCAUGGCCACUGUCACCUGGGCCCUGCCAGUCCAGAAUUCCUCUGGUAUCAACGAGAGCAGCAAACGGUUUCGAAGAGGACUUUCAGCUAAUGAGAUCCUGUUGCAAAACGAGAUGACAGCAAUGGACAAGAUCAUGGAGGCCAAUGAAUACCAAACUGACCCCGUCAUCGAGGGCACCAGUUUCAGGGAGGGCGACAUCGCCGUCACCAACAGGAGGGGUCUGAAGAGCUGCUUUGCACGGACCUGCCUGUGGCCCAUGUCUGUGGACGGAUAUGUGUAUGUUCCCUACCUCCUGUCCCCGUCAUACGAUGACAUGGACAGGAUCAACAUCCAGAGCGGGAUGGAGGCCAUUGAGAAUGGCACCUGUAUACGCUUCGUCCCCUGGACUCACCAGAGGGACUACAUCGACAUUCAGCCCAAGUCUGGAUGUUGGUCGUACCUGGGGGCUCACGGGGGCGGGCAGCUCCUCUCCUUAGAGCCGCCCAACUGCAUGACGUCGGGGGUCGUGUCCCACGAGCUCAUGCAUGCCCUCGGCUUCCUACACGAGCAGUCCCGUGCCGACCGGGACAAGUAUGUCACCAUCCUGUGGGCCAACAUCUGGAAAGAUCGCGUGAGGAACUUUGGAAAGUACAAAGCGAACAACAUGGACAGCCCUUAUGACUACAGCUCCAUCAUGCACUUUGGGAAGUUUGCCUACUCUGAAGAUGGUGAGCCAACUAUUGUCCCGAAGAGGAACCCCAAUGCCAAGAUGGGACAGAUAUUUGGCCCUAGCGACAUGGACAAGCGCAAAAUUAAUAAACGCUACAAGUGCCGUAAGUGCUGCUUGUGA